Molecule: messenger RNA, 3102 nt
Organism: Malassezia sympodialis ATCC 42132
Lineage: Eukaryota; Fungi; Basidiomycota; Malasseziomycetes; Malasseziales; Malasseziaceae
Gene: GCV2
Product: glycine decarboxylase subunit P
Biological process (GO): glycine decarboxylation via glycine cleavage system
Cellular component (GO): glycine cleavage complex; mitochondrion
Molecular function (GO): pyridoxal phosphate binding; glycine binding; glycine dehydrogenase (decarboxylating) activity
Source: RefSeq, a predicted model, not a curated record
AUGUUUGCGCUGUCCCGACAGGCUGCGCUUCGCACCAGCCGCUUAGGGCGCUGCGUGCGGAUCCAACGCACGGGUAACGUGCUCUCUCAGCCUGUGGCUUUUGUUUACAGUCGCCAGCUUGCGACCGCGUCCCAGGACCCGUUCCAUAUGGAGACACCGCGGGACUCGGACACUGUCUUUGCUGCCCAGGACACGUUUCUGCGGCGUCACAUUGGUCCGCGCCCCGAGCAGAUCCAACACAUCCUCAAGACGCUGGGCUACUCGAGCAUCGAAGAAUUUGUCGCGAAGACGGUGCCCGAAGAAGUGCUACUCCCGGAAGGUGCUGUGGAUGAGAACUCCAUGCCCGCCCUCGCUGAGAGUGAGCUGGCGAGGCGCAGCGAAGAGCUGGCGCGCAUGAACAAGGUGUACCGCUCCUACAUUGGACUGGGCUAUCAAAACACAAGUGUCCCUCCUGUGAUUAUGCGCAAUAUCUUGGAGAACCCGGGGUGGUACACAAGCUACACGCCGUAUCAGCCAGAGAUUUCGCAGGGCCGCCUCGAGUCGCUACUGAACUACCAGACCAUGGUCAAGUCACUCACAGGCCUCGACAUUUCGAAUGCCUCGCUUCUCGACGAGGGCACAGCGGCGGCUGAGGCCAUGAUCCUUGCUCUGGGUACUGUCAAGGACAAGAAGCGCAAGGUGUUCCUGGUCGACGACAAGGUUCUGCCUCAGACCCUCGCUGUGCUCCGCGGACGUGCAAAGGGAUUCGGGGUCGAGAUUGUGCAGCAGCCGCUCCAAGAGAACGGCCAGGUGCGAGAGCUGCCGGCGGACCUGAAGGAGCGAGUCAUGGGUGUAUUGGUGCAGUACCCUGACGUGAAUGGUGUGCUGGUUGACUGGGCACCCUUGGCGAAGCAGGUCAAGGAGGUCGGUGGUCUCGUGGUCGCCGCCACAGACCUGCUCGCUCUCACCAUGGUGAGGCCGCCGGCGGAGUGGGGGGCAGAUAUUGCUGUCGGUAAUGCAGCGCGCUUCGGUGUGCCACCCGGCUACGGUGGUCCCCAUGCCGGCUUCUUUGCUGCGACCGAUGCACUGAAGCGCCGAAUGCCUGGCCGUCUGAUCGGUGUGAGUCGCGAUGCAGACGGUCGUAUGGCAUAUCGUUUGUCUCUGCAAACGCGCGAGCAGCACAUUCGCCGUGAGAAGGCCACCUCGAAUAUCUGCACGGCCCAGGCUUUGCUGGCUAACAUGAACGCCAUGUACGCUGUGUAUCAUGGACCGAAGGGGUUGCGCCGCAUUGCUGCCAAGGUGCACGCGCUCACGCGUAUUCUAAAGCGCGAGCUGGAGUAUUUGGGCGUGAGCGUGCUGAACACUGAUGGCGCUUUCUUCGAUACGCUCACUGUUAAGGCUCCCGCGGACAGGGUGAUCGAGGCGGCGCAUGCAAAGGAGAUCAACCUACGUCGUGUGUCGGACGAACAGGUCGGUGUGACGCUCGAUGAGACGGUGGCAGUAGAGGACCUGGCCGACAUUGUGAGCUCGUUUGCCGAGGCACUGUCGAAACCGAACGUGUCGGCAGAGCAAUUGCGCAAGAGCGCUUUGGAGCUUAAUCUAUCUGCCCAGUCGCUCGACUCGCUCCAGGUGAGCGCCUUCCACCGCACGAGCUCGUACUUGACGCAGUCCGUGUUCAAUACGCACCAUUCUGAGACGGCCUUGUUGCGCUAUAUCCAUGGCCUUCAAGGCAAGGACCUGUCGCUCGUGCAUGCAAUGAUCCCCUUGGGAUCGUGCACGAUGAAGCUGAACAGUGUCUCGAGUAUGAAGAUGCUGUCAUUCCCCGAGUUCCAUGCGCUGCAUCCGUUUGCUCCCGUGGAACAAGCCGAGGGCUACCAGGUCUUGAUCCGCGAGCUGGAGGCCGAUCUGGCCAGGCUGACGGGCUUUGCGGCUGUGUCGCUGCAGCCCAACUCAGGUGCACAGGGUGAGUUUGCCGGUCUCUCGGUCAUCCGCGCGUACCAGAAGGCGCAGGGCGAACAUUACCGCAACGUAUGCUUGAUUCCCACUAGUGCCCAUGGCACAAACCCGGCAUCGGCGGUAAUGGCAGGCAUGAAGGUGGUGUCUGUGCAGACGCUGCCGGAUGGCACGAUUGACCUCGCGGACCUGCGUGCCAAGGCGGAGAAGCACAAGGACGUGCUGGCUGCGACGAUGAUCACGGAGCCAGGUACCACUGGUAUCUAUUUUGCCAAGAUCAAGGAGGCCAUUGACAUUGUGCACGAGUUUGGCGGGCAGGUCUAUCUAGACGGCGCCAAUCUGCAGGCUCAGGUUGGUGUGACAAAUCCCGUCGUGAUGGGCGCCGAUGUGACGCACUUGAAUUUGCACAAGACGUUUAGCAUUCCUCACGGUGGUGGUGGCCCCGGUGUGGGUCCGAUCGGAGUCAAGGCGCAUCUUGCCAAGUACCUCCCUGGCCACCCGCUUGUGCAGACUGGUGGUGAGAAUGCGAUUGAGCCCGUGUCGGCAGCGCCAUGGGGCUCGGCGUCGAUUUUGACGAUUGCGUGGGCAUACAUCAAGAUGCUUGGUUGGUCGGGUAUCCGCACGUCCACGAUUACCUCUUUGCUGAAUGCCAACUAUGUUAAGGCACGCAUUCAGCACAAGUACAAGGUCAAAUACGUCGGAAAGCAUGGCAAUGUGGCGCACGAACUCCUUGUGGAUAUGGCUGAGUUCCAGCCACUUGGAAUCCAGGUCAUGGACAUCGCGAAGCGCCUGAUUGACUAUGGCUUCCACCCUCCGACCUGCUCGUGGCCUAUUUCAACUGGCAUCCUCAUUGAGAUCACCGAGAGCGAGCCAUUUGAAGAGAUUGAGCGCCUGUGCGAGGCUUUGCUGGGCAUUGCCGACGAGAUGCAGGAGAUCAAGGAUGGAAAUCUCCCCAAGGACAACAACAUGUUGAAGCGCGCGCCCCACACUGUCGAGGCCCUUACCGCUGAGACAUGGGACCGCCCCUACACCCGUGAGCGUGCAGCAUACCCCGUGCCCUCGCUGCGCCAGAACAAGUUCUGGCCCCCUGUCGCGCGUGUGGACGAUGCUUACGGUGACCGCAACCUUGUGUGCGAGUGUGGCUCGGUCGAGGAUUACUCGUCCAACUAG